UGUUGCUGCGGACGGCUCGACGCUGACUGGCAGAAGAAGACUUCAACGGAGAAAAAGAGGGAUAAAAUGACAGGGCGCGCAAAAAGAAAACACAAAGCCGUUCAGGAAAAAGGCACAAAUAAUGGAGAGGUGAAGAAAGCUCGAAGUGAAGAAUCCAAUGAUGUGCUGCCAUCGGGAGUGAAAUCGGAGCAACGUGAUGAGCUGAUGCAGUUAUACAGUUUUCAAAUGCCAGAAGAUCUGUACCACUUCUGGGAAUUCUGCAGCGAGCUUUGCACUGACAACCCCUGUGGUGCUCUGAAAGACUCGCUGGGAUUGCAGCUAGUUGGACCAUUUGAUAUUUUGGCAGGAGCUCACAAAAACUCCAAGAAUUCCCAGCCGAACUUCCACCUUCACUGGCGAUAUUUUUAUGACCCACCAGAGUUUCAGACCAUACUCGCAGGGUGUGAGAACAGCCAGCAUCACAUUGGUUACUACAGAGAUACUCCAGACUCCCUCCCUUCGUUUGUUGGGGAAAAUGAAGCCAAGAAGGGCUGUACUAUAACACAGAUGGGGGACAACGUGUUUGCUGCAGUCCACCUGUAUCUGCUGAGGAAGAGGAAAGAUAGGGGCAGUAAGAAAACUGGGGAUGAGGCAUUGGAAACCUUGGAGGCAAAGCUGAGAGACAAAGCACAGACUCUGGGCUUUUCUCUGGAGCAGAAGACCAAAGACAUGAAGCAGAGAGACAAGAAGGUCGUAACAAAGACAUUCCACGGCGCGGGCAUUGUUGUACCUGUAGACAAGAAUGAUGUUGGAUACAGGGAACUUCCAGAAACAGAUGCUGGUCUCAAGAAAAUUUGUAAAGCCAUUGUUGAAGCACGGACUGAUGAAGAACGCGUCAAAGCUUUUGGACCAAUCCAGGAAAUGAUAACAUUUGUUCAGUUUGCUAAUGAUGAGUGCGAUUAUGGCAUGGGUUAUGAACUGGGAAUAGACCUCUUCUGUUAUGGAUCUCAUUACUUCCACAAGGUUAUCAAGCAACUUUUGCCCAUGGCUUACAACUUACUGAAAAGGAACUUGUUUGGGGAAAUUUUGGAGACCCAUCUGUCAAGUCGUAUCCAUGACAACAUAGACCAACUCUCUCCACAUUAAAACAAAAAAAAUUAUUCAGAAGUACAUUUCUGUUCUGGCUCUUUAUAAGCUUUCCCACCAUGUGUUCUUGUCUUCUGUUGUUUGUCAUUGCUGAUAUUUUUGGUGGAUUUGUGCUGCUGUCACUAACUGGAAACAGUUUAGUGAUGUCUUGUUUGUAAAAGGUAGCUGUUCAAUAAAGCUUUUUUUAAAUAUA
Molecule: messenger RNA, 1318 nt
Organism: Maylandia zebra (zebra mbuna)
Lineage: Eukaryota; Metazoa; Chordata; Actinopteri; Cichliformes; Cichlidae
Gene: hpf1
Product: histone PARylation factor 1
Biological process (GO): regulation of protein ADP-ribosylation; DNA damage response
Cellular component (GO): nucleus
Molecular function (GO): histone binding; poly-ADP-D-ribose binding
Source: RefSeq, a predicted model, not a curated record